Molecule: messenger RNA, 561 nt
Organism: Leptonychotes weddellii (Weddell seal)
Lineage: Eukaryota; Metazoa; Chordata; Mammalia; Carnivora; Phocidae
Source: RefSeq, a predicted model, not a curated record
GCCACCCAGGCGCCCCAACUAACUGCAUUAUUUAUAUUCGGUGGGUGGGGUGCUUUAUAGAGUGAGAAAAAUGUGUCCACAAAGUCCGGCACGCUCUGGGGGGCAUCUGAUACCUGGGGCUUCACCUCUCCUGCUUCCCACUAGGUUCAACGCCUUCCACCCGGACACACGCAAACCCAUGCACAGGGAGUGUGGCUUCAUCCGCCUCAAGCCUGACACCAACAAGGUGGCCUUCGUCAGCGCCCAGAACACAGGCAUCGUGGAGGUGGAAGAGGGCGAGGUGAAUGGGCAGGAGCUGAGCAUCACGUCCCACUCCAUCGCCAGGAUCUCCUUCGCCAAGGAGCCUCACGUGGAGCAGGUGAGUCUGCCCCUGCAGCCUUCCCUCCUUCCGCCAUGCACUUGCAGUCCUCAGUGGGGCCACAGAUCACCCCUUGGCCUGUCUGCACGGUCAUGUGGUCGCUCCCCACACAUGCUGAGGUGGGGGUGUGCCACAGCGGAAUCCGGUCCCUGGCAGGUGGGCACUUAGGGGUUCUCAGGUCGGCUGCGGUUUUUCAGUCACAA